Aspergillus wentii DTO 134E9 is the source of this 273-nucleotide messenger RNA. RefSeq lists its product as uncharacterized. The record is from RefSeq and is a predicted model, not a curated record. Lineage: Eukaryota; Fungi; Ascomycota; Eurotiomycetes; Eurotiales; Aspergillaceae. The transcript has 3 exons. The coding region runs from base 1 to 273 and encodes 90 amino acids.
AUGGAGUGUUUCCGACAGAUCGCCCGGUUCGUCAAGGCACCGUUUAAGCGGACACCAAAAAGGGUCUUGGAAAUUGGACCCCCGACCAACUUUCGCAAAGAGUCACCCACUUUCUUCUCAGAUGAUGAGAGCACGCUGACAGCGUACAGCCUUAGCUCGACGCUGGACAAGGCCGCGGUCGGGCGAUCAGGCGAAUCUAAACGAGAUAAGAUCAAACAUCACGUCCGAAGGAUGAGUGUCAAGCUCCCUCGACCCUUGCCCGACAACGUAUAA